Messenger RNA from Budorcas taxicolor (takin), 1428 nucleotides. RefSeq names its product solute carrier family 7 member 13-like. Gene Ontology annotation, molecular function: L-amino acid transmembrane transporter activity. Gene Ontology annotation, cellular component: membrane. NCBI's taxonomy places the organism in Eukaryota, Metazoa, Chordata, Mammalia, Artiodactyla, Bovidae. Gene Ontology annotation, biological process: amino acid transmembrane transport. The record is from RefSeq and is a predicted model, not a curated record. The transcript has 4 exons. Bases 1 to 1428 code for a protein of 475 amino acids.
AUGCAGCUCCUAAGGGCAAUAGGAUUCUUCCGAGGAAACAUUUUAAUCUUAAGCGCCACAAUAGGGGCAGGAAUCUUUGUGUCUCCGAAAGGGGUAUUAAAAUAUUCCUCACUGAAUGUGGCCGUCUCCCUGAGUAUCUGGGCGGCUUGUGCAGUGCUGACUUUGGUCUCCGCUCUCAGCCACGCAGAGCUGGGGACGACCUUCCCUAUAAGUGGGGCACAGUAUUAUUUCCUCAAAAGAUCUCUUGGAGCCUCCGUUGCUUUCCUCAAUCUUUGGAUCAAACUAUUUACUCAUCCCUUAAGGCUAGCUACUGAAAGCUUGUUAUUAUCAACCUAUACAAUUCAGCCUUUCUACGCCGGGUGCCCAGCUCCAGAGCUACCAAAAAGGUGUCUAGCAUUGGCUGUUUUGUGGUCUUUGGGACUUCUAAAUGCUCGAGGGGUGCAAACUGUGGCUUGGCUUCAAACCGUCAGUACUUUGGCGAAGAUGACUGUCCUCUGCUUCAUUUGCCUCACUGGGAUCGUGCUGUUAGGGAUGGGGGAAAAGGAAAACGUGGCCAGGUUCGAGAACGCUUUGGACGCUGAGCUUCCUGACGUCUCACAGAUUGCAGAAGCCUUCCUACAAGGAUUAUUUGCGUAUUCUGGCACGUCGAUCCUGAACAGCAUGGCAGGAGAGAUAAAAAAUCCUGGUAAGAACAUUCCCAAAUCUCUGAUGACUGGCAUUCCCAUGGUGGCUGUGGUUUACUUACUGGCUAACGUAUCCUACCUGGCAGUUUUGACUCCCAAGGAAAUCGUCUCUGCAGAUGCCGUUGCUCUCACCUGGACGGACAAAAUAAUGCCUUCUAUGCAAUGGGCCAUUUCUUUCGGAAUUUCAACCUCAGUAUUUAGCUCCAUGUGCUGCACAGUGCUUUCAGCGUCACGGAUGAUCUACACAGCAAGCCAAGAAGGACAGCUGCCAUUGAUCUUCUCGAUGCUCAAUAGCCACUCCUGUCCAACCAUGGCUGUUACCCAGAUAAUCAUCUUAACUUCCAUUGUUAUUAUAACAUCAGACUUAAUCAAUUUAAUAAGAUAUUCAGGACUAGCAUUAUGGUUUUUAAGAGGGCUACAUAUGAUAGGUUUACUUAAACUAAGGUACCAGGAACCCAACCUACCUAGACCUUACAAGGUGCCUUUGCCAUUUAUAUUUGGAUCCAUAGCUAUAUCUUUGUUUCUGAUUUUGACGCCAUUGAUUAAAACUCCUAAAAUGGAGCAUGUUUAUGGGCUUAUCUUUAUAAUCAGUGGACUCUUGUGUUACUGGAUUCAGGUUCAUCUUAAUCAACGUUCUGUGUAUUUUGUCAAAGUCACCUGUUAUUUACAAUUACUGUUUAAUGUUUCACCACCUGAAGACCACAUUUCAACAGAAAAACGUGAUCUUAAAGAAAUCUUCUUGUAA